This is a messenger RNA of Physeter macrocephalus (sperm whale), 1779 nucleotides long. Its product is annotated as cytochrome P450 2G1-like. The record is from RefSeq and is a predicted model, not a curated record. Gene Ontology annotation, biological process: epoxygenase P450 pathway; xenobiotic metabolic process. Gene Ontology annotation, molecular function: arachidonate epoxygenase activity; oxidoreductase activity, acting on paired donors, with incorporation or reduction of molecular oxygen, reduced flavin or flavoprotein as one donor, and incorporation of one atom of oxygen; iron ion binding. Gene Ontology annotation, cellular component: cytoplasm; intracellular membrane-bounded organelle. NCBI's taxonomy places the organism in Eukaryota, Metazoa, Chordata, Mammalia, Artiodactyla, Physeteridae.
AGUUGAACUGGAAACUGAGCUGAGGGAGAACUGAGGAACUGGAAAUAUGAAGAAAGGGGAAUGGACCCAGUGGAUUUCCCCAGAUGAAUUCAAUCUAUCUUUAUUCAGUUGGGAGAUUAUAGGUUAUAUAAUCACUGCCACCGCCCCCUCCCCCCCAGAUAAAGCAAUCUCUUCCUUGAUGGGAUCCAUACCUGGAAAACUUGAAUCCCAGGGUGUUCAGAUUUCUGCACAGCUGAUUUCCCAGAAUGUAUUUAGGCAGGAUCUGAUACCCUGGACACAACCCCUCGACCUGGCACCAUGGAGCUGAGAGAGGCCUUCACCAUCUUUCUGGCACUCUGCUUGUCUUGUCUGCUCAUCCUUAUCGCCUGGAAAUGGACCAGCAAAGGGGGAAAGCUUCCCCCUGGUCCCACACCAAUACCUUUCCUGGGGAACCUGUUGCAAGUCCGUACUGAUGCCGCUUUUCAGUCUUUCAUGAAGCUCAGGGAGAAAUAUGGCCCAGUCUUCACUGUGUACAUGGGUCGCCGGCCGGUAGUUGGUUUAUGUGGACAUGAAGCAGUGAAGGAAGCCCUGGUAGACCGAGCCGAUGAGUUCAGCGGCCGUGGAGAAUUGGCUUCAAUAGAGCGAAACUUCCAAGGUCAUGGUGUAGCUCUAGCUAAUGGAGAACGACGGAGGAUUCUCCGACGCUUCUCCCUGACCAUUCUUCGGGACUUCGGGAUGGGGAAGAGGAGCAUUGAGGAGAGGAUCCAGGAGGAGGCUGGCUUCCUACUAGAGGAAUUACGCAAGACCAAGGGGGCCCCCAUCGAACCUACUUUCUUCCUGAGCUGCACUGUCUCCAAUGUCAUCAGUUCUGUCGUCCUUGGAAGCCGCUCUGAAUAUGAGGACGAGCAGUUCCUGAAGCUGCUGCAGAUGAUCAACGAGAGUUUCAUCGAGAUGAGCACACCCUGGGCCCAGUUAUAUGACAUGUAUUCUGGAAUCAUGCAAUAUUUGCCAGGAAGACACAAUCGCAUCUACUACUUGGUAGAGGAGCUCAAGGACUUCAUUGCCUCCAGGGUCAAGAUCAAUGAAGCAUCCCUUGACCCCCAAAACCCUCGAGACUUCAUUGACUGCUUCCUCAUCAAGAUGCACCAGGAUAAAAACAAUCCCCACACGGAAUUCAACCUCAAGAAUUUGGUCCUCACCACUCUCAACCUCUUUUUUGCUGGCACUGAGACUGUGAGCUCUACGCUACGCUAUGGGUUGCUGCUAAUGAUGAAGCAUCCUGAGGUAGAAGCCAAGAUCCACGAAGAGAUUGACCAGGUGAUUGGACCACACCGGAUCCCAAGUGUCGAUGGCCGGGCCAAGAUGCCCCACACAGAUGCCGUGAUCCAUGAGAUACAGAGACUGACAGAUAUCGUGCCCAUGGGACCCCAUCAUGUCAUCCGGGACACUCAUUUCCGAGGCUACCUUCUGCCCAAGGGCACCGACGUGUUUCCUCUGCUUGGCUCAGUCCUCAAAGACUCCAGUUACUUCCGCUACCCAGAUGCCUUCCAUCCCCAACACUUCCUGGAUGAGCAGGGCCGCUUCAAGAAGAAUGAAGCCUUUGUGCCUUUUUCUUCUGGAAAGCGCAUCUGCCUGGGCGAGGCCAUGGCCCGCAUGGAAAUCUUUCUCUGCUUCACCUCCAUCCUUCAGAACUUCUCCCUACGCUCGCCGGUGCCACCCGCUGACAUCGAUGUCACGCCCAAGGUCUCGGGCUUUGGCAACAUCUCACCGACCUAUGAGCUCUGCCUCACGGCCCGCUGA